AUGCGCCGCAUAACCAGCUUCAAGCCGCAGUACCGGCUGCCCGCCGCGCGCUCCGCCACUCCGCCGCCGCCGUCCUACGAGCCGCUGUCGCCCACCCUGCCGCCCGCCGCCCGCCGCCCAGCAGACCCCGCGGGCCCCUGCCGCGACGACGCACCACCGCACCACCCACACGGCAAUGGCCCGCCAGCGCCCUCUGCCGCCGCCGCCGAGGGCAGCCACGCACUGGGCCACCACGGCCUGCCGCCAGCGACACACGCCCACCCGCCGCCGCACGACGCCGCCCUGCCCCGGCCGCAGCCACCCCCGAGCUGCUCCUGGCCGCCCGGCUCGCCCAGUGACGCCCUCGCACACGCUGCCGUCACCACGUCGCAGCGCGCCAGCCCCCAGCAUGUCGACCACACGCGCCGCGCCUCGUACGCCUCGUCGCCCACGGCCCUCCCCCGUCCGCUUGGCGAGCGCGCCCCUAAGCACGCCUACCCGCGAGACCCCGCCUACACACACGACGAGCGCCCGCCCAAGCGCGCGCGCUCCGAGUUCUACAGCGCCUCGUCGCCCACGUACGUCCACCAGCACUCGCGCCCCGCCACGAGCCACAACCCGGGCUGGUCCCACAACCUCGAGCACAUGCUGGACGCGGGCAUGCGCAUGUACCCGCACAGCGGAGCCGCCGCGCCCAAGCAGGAGCACAACCCAGACAAGCGCCUCUCCGACGCCCAGCUGCUGCUCGACUUCUUCCAGGUCUCGGCCCACACCGCACAGACGCCGCCCUCGACGGCCAAACGCUUGAGCAUAUCGCAAGCAGCACCGCCCGCCUAUCCUGCACAGUACCCUCCCCAGCACGCCCCACACCACCACCACCACCACCACCCGAAGCACCAACAGCACUCGCAGCACCCGCAGCACCAACAGCACUCGCAGCACCCGCAGCACCCACCUGCGCCCACAAGCCCACACGCUGUAGCCCCACAACCCCCCUUUCACCAUGCGCAGCACCCACACCCUUCCUCGGACAUCGCCCGUGUUCCAGAACCGCCCUCGCUUCCCACUGACGCUACCUUGCCGACGCCGGCUGUCCAGGCACCAUCUCCGCCCCAAGACCACUCCACCGCCCAACCUCCGCCUCCCAUGUCCAACACAGCCAGCACCGAAGACACCAAGCCCAAAAAGCAUCAGGGCUGGCCCAAGGGUAAACCGCGCGGCCCGCGCAACACCCCGUCUACCAGCAAGAGGAAAAGGGCAACUCCAAAACCCAGAGCUGCACCUCCCACAAGCGCCAAAGGCACAGCUGAUCAGCUUCAACCGCUGCAGUCCAAUGGCGUUCCUGCCGCUGCAAACGCGUCUACCCCCUCGUCUUCCACAGUCACGCCACCACACGACCACCCAUCAGGAGCCCGCCGCCAUUCUUUCUCAAAUUCUUUUUUAGUGUUGCCGACCGCUGAUCUGCCAUCUGAAGCUGUGCGCGCUCAGUCUGUCCCCCUCCACGUCUUCCUCGACUCGGCGCCACCUGCCGCCGAACCCUGUCGGCGCACCAAAGCGCGACAGGUGAACGAGCCGGAUCUCAUAUGCGCAUCCUGCAAAUCCUCUGACUCGGAGACCAAAGUCGGCGAUGGCGAGCAGUGGAUCGGUUGCGAUGGCUGCAAAGAGUGGUACCAUUACGCAUGCGCUGGCUUCAGCAGCGAGCGUGAGGUGCGAGAGGUGAACAAGUUUUACUGCGAACCGUGUAGACCCAAAUUUGGUCAAACAACGAAGGUUCGUAAAUCUAUCAGAGCCCAUACCACCGUCGAUUACGCCGGCUUGAACGAGGGCGUCCUGAAGACGUCCGACGACAACCCCGAACACCACUACAUCGCCGCUUUCAAGAACGGGGACAUCGAGUUCACACCAGAAACGUUCGCACGCAUGCCGCCAGAGCUGGUCUCUGCCGACUUUCUCCAGAAGAGCAACGGCUUCAGAGAGCCCAUUCUCAUCCCAGGCGCGCUCAAUCCCCGUCCGUGGUCAUCCUCGCCCAACACCAACACCGAGCCCACGGCGGCCGUCGGACCACCUCCGCCAACGCAGGACGAGCUAGACUCUCCCUUCGAAUACGAGACGAUCGCCGAUGAUGGGCAAGACGAGCUAGGCAUGGUCAUACCACAAGGAUUGACGGUUCGCCGCGUCGCUGAACUGUACGGUCCAAAUGAGACCGUACCUGUCAUCGACGUCAAAGCGCAAGAGGGCGAGGGCAAGAAGUGGUCCAUGUCCAAGUGGGCAGACUACUACGAACAGCAAGGCGAGAAGCCUGUACGAAACGUCAUCAGCCUGGAAGUCUCGCGGAGCCGGCUUGGGAAACUGAUCCGGCGACCCAAGGUUGUGCGAGACAUGGACUUGCAAGACUCUGUCUGGCGUGAGGACGACAAGUUUGCGCCUCCGCCCGUCCAGUUCUAUUGUCUCAUGUCUGUUGCAGACUGCUUUACCGACUUCCACAUUGACUUUGGCGGCUCAUCCGUCUAUUAUCACAUCGUGAAGGGGAGGAAGGUGUUCUUCUUUAUACCUCCGACGAAGCAGAACAUGAAAAAGUACGAAGAUUGGUGUCUUUCACCGAACCAAGGGCACGAAUGGCUUGGAAAGCAAGUGAAGGAGUGUUAUCGAGUGGACCUGUAUCCCGGAGACACUAUGCUAAUUCCCUCUGGCUGGAUCCACGCCGUCUGGACCCCUGAAGACAGUCUGGUCAUCGGUGGCAACUUUCUGACCCGUAUACACUACGGCAUGCAGCUCCAGGUCCUAGAAGUGGAGAAGAACACCAAGGUGGCCCAGAUGUUUCGAUAUCCAUUCUUCCAGAAGAUUAUGUGGUUGACAGUCAUCAAAUAUCUUGAGGAGGAUCCAGUUCCCGAGUCCGUCCAAGAGCUUCUGCAGAGGGGCGAUCAGUUCAAGCGCGACACUCCAAUCUACUGUGAGCCUGACAAAUUCGGCCACAACUCGCAUCUAGGCCCAGCAAACUACAACCGACGAUACUAUCCCAAACAUGAACUCGAGGGCCUUGGCGAGGUCUUGAACUAUAUACACAGGACUGUCAUGAUAUCGCUGGACAAGAUCGAGAUGCCCCAAAAGACACGCAACGCCGUCAUGAGAUCUAUACCAAAGGGCCAUGGCGACCCGGUCGUCUUGGAGCGCCAUUUCGCAAUGUGGGUUGCGUGGAAGCGUGGCAAUGAGACUAUUCCAGCCUGGGCUGUCUCCGAUGUUGCACUACCUGAGACUGUAGAUGCCGUCGAAAAGAGACCGAGCGUUUCUCCAGUCAAGAGAGUGGAACGAGAGCCGCGUCCUGAACUUCCGAAAGUACCAGUGGAGGCACUGCCAGACCCGAUUAGAACGUACGAUGUAUCGCCGCCGAAUGGCGAUGCGGUUCCCAUGGUCGAGCCUGUCACCCCGUCCUCCACUGCGCCCAUGACCGGCUUCCUCCGUCCCAGUGCGAGCAACCCGCACAUAACCACCCCCAAGACGUCUCAGCUAGGGCCAAAGCGGGUUGCUUGUGAUGCUUGCCGUAAGAGGCGCAUUCGAUGCAAGCACAAGGAUGAGCUCGUAGACUCAUCGAAACCUGGCAUGCAUACAAUCGACCUUUCUGGCUCUUAUGGCAUCUCCGUCAAACGUCGUCUCAGCGACCACUCGAUAGUGGAAGGCAACGCCGCUGUUGUUGCCGGCCCUGUCAACGGAGGUCCUAUCAUGGCCGACGUAAACGGUGACCCCUACGCUCUCAAGUCUGGCCGCGUCAAGGCGUGCGCCGACUGUCGCAAAAGCAAGCGCCGCUGCAUACACGACGAAUAUGGCAACGUCGAUCCUAUCAAGGCGAACGAGGUGCCCGUGCCGAGGGGCUCUGCGGCGAAACGACGACGAGUCAGCGACGAGGACGCUGCUGGGAUGUCCAAGAGGAUGAAGACGGAAUCUGCCAUGGACGAUGGGGGACUCAUGAGCGGAGACGUGCGCCAUUCACGACACUCUCUACCGCACCAAUUCAGCAUCGGCGGUUCCUUGCUCCAAGACAUUGCGUAUUCUGCUCAGCAGGCCCUGAACCAUAGGCCAGAAGAAGAGCUCAUGCCCAUCGACCCUGCACUCCAAGGGUACGCCAACAGCGACUACUCUUCCGCAAACAUGGCGCCCUCCUAUCCACCACUGGGCGAUGAAGUCAUGUCUUCCAUUGAGCAGCAACACGGCCACCCUGAGUCAAUGGACGAGGUUGAGUACGCAGGAAACAACGGUCAGCAGCAGGGCCCUAGCAUCGAGCCACUCACGCCCGGGCUCCCGUCUUAUCACAGCCACGGACAUGACGAGGACGGCCACCGCACCCAAACGAACGGCUACAUGUCCUACCCCCCGACCCAGCAUGACGCGGUACGCCCAGUCUCCUCUCCAGUGUCGCCCAGGCACGUGCGAGCCAUGUCGCCAACCUCUCCCACCACCCACAACCACAACAUGUUCACCACCAACUCCGAUUUCCCGCCCCCCGUCACACCAAUCACACACCACCGCGCCGCGCCCUCGUCAAACCACAAGUCUGCGCAGCGACACAGUCGCACGCCCAAAUCCACGCCCGGCGGCCGGCGCCGCGACAGCAAAGACGGCAUCAAGCUCGAGCAGGGCCUCACCAUGGCCAUGACACUCGGCAUGGGCAUCAAUCUCGACUUCAUCGACCCCAACCUCGAUCAAGCCAGCCGCGACCUCAUCAAGCAGCUGCAGGCCGAAGAGCACGGUCUGCGACGCCGCAGCCGAGGGGAAACAUCAGUAGCCUCUCCAUCCCACGCACAAGCGCAACCCCAAGUCACACCCACGCGUGCGCAAGCCGGCGCAUAA
Ascochyta rabiei is the source of this 4821-nucleotide messenger RNA. Its product is annotated as [Histone H3]-dimethyl-L-lysine(36) demethylase. The record is from RefSeq and is a predicted model, not a curated record. Bases 1 to 4821 code for a protein of 1606 amino acids. NCBI's taxonomy places the organism in Eukaryota, Fungi, Ascomycota, Dothideomycetes, Pleosporales, Didymellaceae. Gene Ontology annotation, molecular function: histone demethylase activity; DNA-binding transcription factor activity, RNA polymerase II-specific; transcription coregulator activity. Gene Ontology annotation, biological process: regulation of transcription by RNA polymerase II; protein demethylation. The transcript is spliced from 3 exons.